AUGGUUCUUGUGUUUGCAGUCUUACUGUCGUUUGUUUUAAUGCUGGAACUUGCCGCAGCUGUUGUUGCAUACAGCAACCAAGAUAGCAUUAAAGACCUUCUAGCUGAGAAGAUUAAUUUAACGAUGCAUCAAUACGGAAAGAAUAAAGAAGCCACGAUCGCAAUCGAUUUUAUGCAAUCUAGGUUACGUUGCUGUGGAUACAACAGCUAUAUGGAUUGGAACAACGUAUCGUUCAACAAAACGUAUAUGGAUAUACCUGAUUCUUGCUGUGCAUAUAUAGUGGACGAGAUACCUGAAUUUCCAGAUCGUUGCCAGGGGAAAUAUCAGGAGGGCUGUAUCAGUCGUCUUUCUAUUAUUGUUCACCGCAGUGCAUUAUACAUCGGCACGGGAGCUGUAGCGAUCGGUCUUAUUCAGUCUAUCACGUAA
Molecule: messenger RNA, 426 nt
Organism: Formica exsecta
Lineage: Eukaryota; Metazoa; Arthropoda; Insecta; Hymenoptera; Formicidae
Product: CD63 antigen-like
Exons: 4
Coding region: 1-426 (141 amino acids)
Cellular component (GO): membrane
Source: RefSeq, a predicted model, not a curated record